Messenger RNA from Eleginops maclovinus (Patagonian blennie), 2341 nucleotides. It is a transcript of the gene acads, whose product is annotated as acyl-CoA dehydrogenase short chain. Gene Ontology annotation, molecular function: flavin adenine dinucleotide binding. Gene Ontology annotation, cellular component: mitochondrion. NCBI's taxonomy places the organism in Eukaryota, Metazoa, Chordata, Actinopteri, Perciformes, Eleginopidae. Bases 163 to 1377 code for a protein of 404 amino acids. The record is from RefSeq and is a predicted model, not a curated record. The transcript is spliced from 10 exons. Gene Ontology annotation, biological process: butyrate catabolic process; fatty acid beta-oxidation using acyl-CoA dehydrogenase.
UUAAAAAUUGAAUUAUAAAUGACAGAAUAACUUAAAGUCAUUUUGGUGUUCAAAAUGUUCACCUAACUUGCUCCCACCUGCUGGUAUUAAUAAUUCCGACAGCACGUAAAGGCAGCAGUAUGCUUCAUAACACCUCAGUGUAAAUCUGUUCCUGAAGGAGGCAUGGCUGCUCUCUUUAAAGCGAGAAAAGCGCUGGGUCUCUGUCUCUCCGGCUGCCGGGGCUUCUCUGCUCUGGCUGAACUCCCGGAGACUCACCAGCUGCUCAGACAGACCUGCAGGGACUUCGCCGACAGAGAGCUGACCCCCAUCGCCGGAAAACUCGACAAGGAGCAUGCUUUCCCUAAAAAACAGAUCCAGGACUUGGGGGCGAUGGGCGUGAUGGCCAUGGAGGUCCCUGAGGAGCUGGGGGGGGCGGGGAUGGACUACCUGGCCUACAGUCUGGCCAUGGAGGAGAUCAGCAGAGGCUGCGCCAGCACCGGGGUCGUGGUGUCCGUCAAUAACUCUCUGUACAUCGGGCCCAUAUUAAAGAAUGGCACAGAGGAGCAGAAGCAGCAGUGGAUCACACCGUUCACCACCGGAGAGAAGGUGGGCUGCUUCGGACUCAGUGAGCCAGGUAACGGCAGCGAUGCGGGCGCUGCCUCCACGGUGGCUCGUCAGGACGGAGAGGACUGGGUUCUGAACGGGACCAAAGCCUGGAUUACCAACAGCUGGGACGCCUCGGCCACCAUCGUGUUCGCCACCACCGACAAGAAGCUCAAACACAAGGGUAUCAGCGCCUUCCUGAUCCCAAUGCCUCACCCCGGUCUCUCUCUGGGGAAGAAGGAGGACAAGCUGGGCAUCAGGGCCUCGUCCACGGCCAACAUCAUCAUGGAGGACUGCAGGAUCCCACUGGGAAACAUGCUGGGCCCUCGAGGGGCCGGAUUCAAGAUCGCCAUGCAAACUCUGGACAGCGGGCGGAUCGGGAUCGCUGCUCAGGCUCUGGGAAUCGCUCAGGCCUCUCUGGACUGCGCUGCGGACUACGCUCUCAAACGCUGCGCAUUCGGAGCGCCCAUCGGGAAGCUGCAGGCCAUACAGUUUAAGCUGGCGGACAUGGGGGUGGCGGUAGAAAGCGCUCGCCUGCUCACCUGGAAAGCUGCUUUUCUCAAAGACUCAAACCAGCCCUUCACUAAGGAAGCAGCUAUGGCCAAACUGGCAGCGUCUGAAGCCGCCACCUUCUGCUCUCAUCAGGCGAUCCAGGUCCUGGGGGGGAUGGGUUACGUCACCGACAUGCCGGCGGAGAGGCACUACCGCGACGCUCGCAUCACGGAGAUCUACGAGGGAACCAGCGAGAUCCAGAGGCUGGUGAUCGCCGGACAGAUCCUGAAGGAGUACCAGUGAUGCUCACAGAGACAAUGAAUCACAGAUCUGGAGUCAGACGAGUCGAGCUGGAGACCUUACCUCAUAGAUUCAUGAGAGCUGAGCUGCAGAUUUUAUACCUUUUUACCAAAACACUAUUAACUGCAGAACUUCAGACAGGUUUGCGUGUCAAUUGAGAGUUCAGGUGCUUAUUUUUGACUGUAAGCUCCAAAACUUCACGUUUCUUUGCUGAUUGUCUCGAUGCAGCGACAGAUUUUCGGGUCAGUCAAGAAAUCCAAAUAAAUAACGGUAAUGCCAUGCAUAUAAAAGGUUGGAUAUUUGUCUCCUUUUCAGCAAUUAAUACUUAAAUAUUCUGCUUUUCAAUACAGUUAUCCAUCAAUUUAGGAUUGUACUUUAAUAAAACUAAAGGAACCAAGUCAAAAAGAAAUACAUCUGCUUGGAAAUGAGAAUAUUUAAGAUGCCACGGCUGCAAACGGAAGCUGCUUAUAGAUAAUUUGGACAAUUUUGCAUACACUUUUUCACAAAUACAGGCCAAAACAACAUCAACUAACCGUGUAUUAUUACUGUUAUUAUUAUCAAAUGGACACGAGAUCAAUUUUUCCAGGGUUUUCUGUGAACUGAGCCUUAAAACAUGCAUUACCUGUGAGAGCCAGCAGGGGGCAGUGCAGUGCCUUCACGACUCUGACUCUAUUCUUCUUCUUCCAUCAAUUCCUUCAAAAAACUGCAAAGUAAUCACAUUACUUCCCAGAAUGAACACAUUUGCUGACGAUAGUUUUACUAAUUUAAUAUCCUGAAUGUCAGUCUGAGACAAACUGGAGUGAUUGUGGUGAAAACAGCCUGAUUAUUGAAGCAUUUCAGGGGAUAAAAUGUGAAUUAAAAAACAGUUUGUCUGCUUAUAUCUGGUUGAUUUCACAGUGCCUCAAUAUCUUGUACAUAUAUGAUGUAUUUAUGGUGUGUGGAUGCUAAUAAAAAACACUUACAGGAA